Molecule: messenger RNA, 1872 nt
Organism: Athalia rosae (coleseed sawfly)
Lineage: Eukaryota; Metazoa; Arthropoda; Insecta; Hymenoptera; Athaliidae
Product: cytochrome P450 9e2-like
Exons: 1
Coding region: 235-1749 (504 amino acids)
Molecular function (GO): oxidoreductase activity, acting on paired donors, with incorporation or reduction of molecular oxygen; iron ion binding; heme binding
Source: RefSeq, a predicted model, not a curated record
CGUGCCUCCGUCACUUGUUACGGACUUUUCAAACGACAGUCUAGUUUGACGAGCGGUCGAGGCCGGUCGGUUGUUUUUGUGCAACACAUUAGACGUAGUGUUGUGUUGCUCGUCUAAGUUGAUGAGAAGUUAUCUGCCACUGCCAGAGACAGAAGACCGCGUUACGAACUGCGAGAAAUUCAACAAAGCGAUUGUACUUUCGCUUGUUUCAUUACGCGCGAGCCAAACGGUACCAUGGAUAUCUGGACGAUACCGCUGACGUUGAUAGCAGGUGUGGUCGUAAUAUAUUUGUUUUUCAAACGAAAGUACAGUUAUUUCGAAAAACAUGGAAUUCCUUAUGAACGGCCGUUACCACUGUUCGGAAACAUGAUGAAACUUUUUCUCAAAAUUGAGGCGCUGCCUUACGUGGUUGACAAAGUCUACAAACGUUUUCCUGACACGAAGUACUUCGGUUUCUACGACUUCACUACUUCAGCUGUCGUGAUAAAAGAUCUUGAACUGAUAAAAGAAGUAACGAUCAAGAAUUUCAACAGUUUUCCAAACCACAGGAUGGUUCUCACCUCGCCGACGGAGCCUCUUUUCCAGCAAAACCUUGUCGCACUAAAGGACGACGAGUGGAGAGAUAUGCGAACACUUCUGAGUCCAGCGUUUACCUCUAGCAAAAUGAAAAUGAUGUUCAACAUCGUAACGCAGUGCGCGAUAAACUUUUCCAACUACUUGGCUUCACAGGAUCCGCAACCCGAAGCACUCGAGAUGAAGGACACCUUCGGAAGAUGCACACUGGACAUGAUCGCGUCGACAGCGUUUGGCCUGUCCACAGAUUCUAUGAAGGAUCGUGAUAAUCAGUUUUUCAAAUUGGGUAAAAAAGUUGCCGAUAUAUCCGGUUUCAGGAUCAUAAAGUUCUUCAUCCUUAGAAGUAUCCCUGCUUGGCUGGCGAGGCUUUUCAAUAUCAGGUUUCUCGAUGUGAAAACAUCGAAUUAUUUCACAAACAUAAUAAAAAGCACCAUAGAGACCAGGGAUAGGGAGAACAUUGUAAGACCGGACAUGAUUCACCUGAUGAUGCAGGGAAGAGACAGGAAGGAUAAAUCGACCCUGUCCAUGGAAAACAUGGCCGCUCAAGCCUUCAUCUUCCUUGUCGGCGGCUACGAAGGCCCGUCAUCGACGAUGUGUUACGCCGCCCAGCUUGUCGCGUCAGAUCCUGAUGUGAAAAAAAAACUGCAAGCCGAAAUUGAUGAAGUAUUGAAGGAUAAAAAACCGGAAGAAGUUACCUAUGAAGAAAUAAUGACAUUGAAGUACCUGGACGCUGUUGUCAAUGAAACCCUCAGGAUGUUCACGCCUGGUUUUUUGUUGGACCGAAUUGGUCCGACAGGAUUCACUCUUCCCCCUGCGUUACCAGGACUCGAGCCGCUGGAGAUGAAGCCGUUUCAGAACGUUUGGAUCCCAGUCUACUCUCUGCAUCACGACCCGAAAUAUUAUCCAAACCCUCACAAAUUCGACCCCGAAAGAUUCAGCGACGAGAAUAAGGGCAACAUCAAUCCUCUGACCUACAUGCCUUUCGGAAUAGGUCCCAGAAUUUGUAUAGCGAAUCGUUACGCCCUGAUGAUAGUGAAGCUGGCAAUAUUCCAUCUUUUCGCCAAGUGCGACGUGCUGACGUGUUCGAAAACCAGUAAAAACUUGAAGUUCAGCGCUACGAGUUUCAGCCCGCGACCUGACGGCGGCUUUUGGUUGAAAAUCAGAGCAAGAGAAUGAUAUCUGAUCAGAUUCAACCAUUAUCCUUUAGGUUGUGAAGCGACUUUUUAUAUUAUCCUUGUAUUAAAUUUUCCUACUCCGACUUUGCCGCCGCGCAUAAUAAAGAAUUGAUAAGAAUGUAAA